This is a messenger RNA of Opisthorchis viverrini, 195 nucleotides long. RefSeq lists its product as hypothetical. The annotation marks the transcript as partial. The record is from RefSeq and is a predicted model, not a curated record. The transcript is spliced from 2 exons. Lineage: Eukaryota; Metazoa; Platyhelminthes; Trematoda; Opisthorchiida; Opisthorchiidae.
AUGAUUCGCGGCUCCAGUGCAUUCUACAAAAAACAGGAUGCCCAUAUUCAUGAGUUGGAAAAACUGACAGGCUUGGAGAACAUAGAAGAUGAAUCCACCACAGAAGAACCGAUUCCAAACAAUCCUGACAAAGUUCACUUUCGGGGCCAGGUGUCCAAUAUGGUUAUAAUGCGCGUGGUUUUCUUCUCUAACUUG